AAUCAAACCCUAGCUAUUCCAUUUAAUUUAGGUUAUUAGUUUGCUAUUUUAUACAAUUUUCCCUAAACAAAAACGGUGAAACAUGAGAGAUGAUGAAAUAUUUUCGGUAAGUCUAAAAAACAGAAUCCUAAAAUAAUUUGGUAAAAUGUAUUUAGAAUCCUAGUUACCUUCUACCUCUAUAUUUAAUAUUUAUGUUCAAUAAAAUAAAAAGUAAAAACAAAUUGAAAAACUUAACUUUUGUGUGCCUCGAAGUUAACUGACAGAGUAAAAAGAGUUCUACCGUCAGUGCACACACAAGUUAAUAUAUAUAUAUAGAUAGAUAGCACAUAUUGAAUAUAAUUAUGUAAACCAAAUAAUCUAAUUAGAAAAUCUCCAUGUAUAAACCAAAUCCUUUUCCUUAUCCUUUUCAAAUUUGUAAUUUGAUUUUGAUACCUAUAAAUAUUAUAGCACACUCUUGAACCUUGUCCUUUUCAAACGCUCUGAAGGAACAUUAACGCUUGCUUUUGUAUAGUUCAAUGGCGAAAUCAACUAUUGUAACAAAGACAGAUUUGAAAAGAAUGGAUGAGCAACUUGAGAGGCAUUUAGAUAAACUAUUUAGGAAGGGUUGUGACGAGACAAAAAGUUUGGAAGUGACGAAAAAACAAGAAUGGGAAUUGGAUCCUACGAAACUUAAAAUUAACGUCAACCAUCUUAUUGCUGAAGGGGCAUACGGAUCAGUUUACAAAGGUUAUUAUAAUGGACAACAAGUUGCAGUAAAAAUACUUGAUUUGAGCAAUGAACAAAGAAGGGAUAUACUAACAAACGCUUUCACGCAAGAAGUUUCUAUAUGGUACAACCUACAUCACCCAAACAUCGCAAAGUUAAUCGGAGCUUCAAAAAGAUUGCCCCAAUUGGUUAAUUCUGAAUCUACAAGUGGUAAACCAUGGAUGAAAAAAUGGAUUAAUGAGCUUACCAAUUGCAUCCCGUGGUUGAGAAAUCGUUCAUUGGAAAAACAACGAUCAUUCGAAUAUGGUAUCGUGGUUGAAUAUGUCCCUGGAGGCACUCUCAGAUCACAUCUCUUAAAAAAUCAUAUCAAAAAGUUGCCGUUGAAUUCUGUUAUUCAAAUAGCACUAGAUAUUGCAAGAGGGUUGAGUUACCUUCAUUCUAAGAAAAUUGUGCACAGAGAUGUAAAGACUAGUAAUUUAGUUAUGGACAAGGAUGGAAGAGUCAAAAUAAUCGAUUUUGGAGUUUCUCGAAUUGAAUCUUCAUGUCCUCUUGACAUGACUGCCCAAAUUGGCACCAUUGGUUACAUGGCUCCUGAGAUACUUAUUGGUGUACCAUAUGAUCAUAAAUGUGAUGUCUAUAGUUUUGGAAUUUGCUUGUGGGAGAUAUAUUGUUGUUCUAUUCCAUAUAAUGGAAAAAUUCCUUCUUCUGACACAAGUCCAUGUAAAUACAAGAGUCUAAGGCCAGAAAUACCAAACAAAUGUCCAAGUGUUGUGGCCAACAUAAUGAAGCAAUGUUGGCAUGCAGACCCAAAAGAGAGGCCAGAGAUGAAGGAGGUGACGCUCAUAUUAGAAGCCAUUGACACAUCUCAAGUUGCACAAAAGGGUUGUUUUCACUUUCAUUAGACCGAACGGAUUAUAAUGUACAAUAGACUAACUAACUUUGGUCAUAGAAGCUUGUAUACAUAGGUUUAGGACCAUUCUUUUAUUUUAUUUUAUUAUUCUUUGAGAAAUCAUUCUUUACAUUCUACAUAUUUUUAAUUUAAAAACCUUCUUUACGUUCGA
Solanum pennellii is the source of this 1766-nucleotide messenger RNA. RefSeq names its product serine/threonine-protein kinase STY13-like. Gene Ontology annotation, molecular function: ATP binding; protein kinase activity. Bases 516 to 1607 code for a protein of 363 amino acids. The record is from RefSeq and is a predicted model, not a curated record. The transcript has 5 exons. Lineage: Eukaryota; Viridiplantae; Streptophyta; Magnoliopsida; Solanales; Solanaceae. Gene Ontology annotation, biological process: protein phosphorylation. Gene Ontology annotation, cellular component: plasma membrane.